Molecule: messenger RNA, 1938 nt
Organism: Phoenix dactylifera (date palm)
Lineage: Eukaryota; Viridiplantae; Streptophyta; Magnoliopsida; Arecales; Arecaceae
Gene: AAE3
Product: AMP-dependent synthetase and ligase family protein
Biological process (GO): fatty acid metabolic process
Molecular function (GO): medium-chain fatty acid-CoA ligase activity
Source: RefSeq, a predicted model, not a curated record
UUCCUUUAAAUACACCAGACGCCUCAUCUCUUCCUCCACUCCAUUUUUGUCAUCGUCGUCCAAAAAAAAAAUAUUUUAUCUGGGAGAAGAUAUUGGAAGAGAGGUAGAGAAGGUAGCAGAAUGGAGGGGAUAGCACUCACCGGACUUCUCGCGAAGGCCGCCGGAGAAUUCCACUCCAGGCGAGCCCUCUCCGUCCCCGGCAAGCUCGAGAUCACCCACGCCCGCCUCCGCGACCUCAUCGACUCCGCCGCUGCCUAUCUCGUCUCCUCCGGCGUCCGCCCCGCCGACGUCGUCGCCCUCACCUUCCCCAACACCGUCGAGUUCGUGAUCAUGUUCCUCGCUGUAAUCCGCGCCCGCGCCGUGGCCGCGCCGCUCAACUCGGCGUACACCCAGGAAGAGUUCGAAUUCUAUCUCUCCGAUUCCGAGUCGAAGGUUUUGAUAACGAAUUCGGAGGGGAACGCCGCCGCGGAGGCCGCCGCGGCGAAACUCCAGAUCCCCCACGCCACCGCCGCCCUCCCGGACCCCGCCGGCCCGGUCCAGAUCUCGCUUCCCCGCAGGCCCGACUCGAUCGCCGACUCGGUCUCGGCGAUCAUCAACGAGCCGGCCGACGUCGCGCUGUUCCUCCACACCUCCGGCACCACGAGCCGGCCUAAAGGAGUGCCGCUGACCCAGCUUAACCUGGCCGCCUCGGUCAACAACAUCCGGUCCGUGUACCGGCUCACCGAGACCGACUCGACCGUGAUCGUCCUCCCCCUUUUCCACGUCCACGGCCUCCUCGCCGGCCUCCUCAGCUCCCUGGCCUCCGGCGCCGCCGUCACCCUCCCGGCCUCCGGCCGCUUCUCGGCCUCCACCUUCUGGUCCGACAUGCGCGCCUCCGCCGCGACCUGGUACACCGCCGUCCCCACCAUCCACCAGAUCCUCCUCGACCGCCAUUCCACACGGCCCGAACCGGACUACCCCAAACUCCGGUUCAUCCGCAGCUGCAGCGCGUCGCUGGCCCCGUCGAUCCUCUCCCGGCUCGAGGAGGCGUUCGGGGCGCCGGUCUUGGAGGCGUACGCGAUGACGGAGGCGUCGCAUCUGAUGUCGUCGAACCCGCUGCCGGAGGACGGGCCGCAUAAACCCGGUUCGGUGGGCCGGCCGGUUGGGCAGGAGAUGGCGGUGCUGGACGAGAAGGGGGCUCGCCAGCCGGCGCACGUGCCGGGGGAAGUCUGCAUCCGUGGGUCCAACGUCACCAAGGGCUACAAGAACAACCCGGAGGCUAACGAAUCCGCCUUUAAAUUCGAAUGGUUCCACACAGGAGACGUCGGAUUCAUGGACUCCGACGGAUUCCUCCAUCUCGUCGGUCGGAUUAAAGAGCUCAUCAACCGUGGAGGAGAGAAGAUAUCGCCGAUAGAGGUGGACGCGGUGUUGUUGUCGCAUCCGGACGUGGCGCAGGCGGUGGCGUUUGGCGUGCCGGACGAUAAAUACGGCGAAGAGAUAAAUUGUGCGGUGAUCCUGAGGGAAGGGGCGAAAUUGGAGGAGGAGGAGGUUUCGAGGUAUUGCCGAAAGAAUCUGGCGGCGUUUAAGGCGCCGAAGAAGGUGUUUAUAACGGAUUCGCUGCCGAAGACGGCGACGGGGAAGAUCCAGCGGCGGAUAGUGGCCGAGCAUUUCCUGGCGCUGGCUGAAGCUCCGAAGGUUGGAGCGUAAAAAUUAAGCAGCUUUUUUUGAACCAAAAAAAAGGGAAAAUAAAAGAGAAGAAAACAGAGUUUACGACGCGUUGUAGCGACUCAAAUUGAUGAAAAUGCUGCUGAUGAAAGUUAAAAACAAGCACGAAAACAGUGUUUAGAGGGGUUUUCAUGAACUUGUUUUCUAAAGAUUUGGCAGUGGGUCUCUCGUUUUUUUUUUCCUGAAAAAAAAGUAGUUUCCUAAAAGCUAUAAUAUUUUGUUUGCCGGCUCUCA